GAGUUUUGGUUUUUGGAAGAAGAGAAAUAUAAGGUUUACAGGUUUUUAAAAAGAGAAACCUUGACAGCUUUUUUCCUUCACUUUUCUCUCUGUUACCUGGUUCGAUGAGAUGAAGCGUUGGCAAGGGUGAGGGGGGGUUUCAGUUUGGGGGAAGAGGAAGUUGAGUUCAAGAGGAGAUUUUUCUUUUUGGAGUUUUGGAACUUUUUGUUUGAAUUAGGGUAUCUUUGAAGCUCCGUUUUUGUGAAAUGCUAUCGUUGAAAAGGUAGAGGGAAUUGAGUUUGAUUGAACAGGUUUCGGUUGUAAUUGUGAAAAGUACUGGUGUUUUUGGUUUUCAUUUUUUUUUUCCCCUUAGAUUUUAAACGAUGAUGUUAUCGGCAUCACCAACAACGCUGGCGAGGAGCUCGCUGGAGGAGAUGCUGGACUCGCUGCGGAGGCGAGAUGAGUGCGAGAAGCCGAAAGACUUGCCGCCGGCGCUUCCAGCUCGGCCGACGUCGAAGGCGCGGCUUCCUUCGGCACGCCGCUCGCUCCCGGCGGGCUUCGGGCUCGGAGAUAACAUAGACAACAACGCCGGGGUAAACGGCAGCAACAAUAUCGUUGCUGUCGAGACCGAAAUGAAAUUGAAGGAGGAGGGGAAAAGAAAAGAGAGGGUUUUGGGAGGGAAGAGGAAUAGCUUCGGAAGCAAGAAAAUGAGGACGGGGCAGAGUGGGGAGUGCCCGUAUGUUGCGGAUGCAGCAGCAUCGGAGGCAGUAGAGGAGAGGAAGAGUGAGGGUCUGGCAACUGCUGCGGUGGUUAAUUCAGCAAAGGCAACGGCGGAUAAAAUUGGAGAAUCAGAGUGGAAUGAUAACAUUGGAUAUUUCAUCAAGAAGAAACUCCGUGUUUGGUGUCGGGUUCCUAACCGACAGUGGGAAUCAGGAAUAAUACAAUCAACUUCUGGGGAGGAAGCUUUUGUUUCACUGUCCGAUGGAACUGUUGUGAAGGUGUCUGCCGGGGAGCUUUUACCUGCAAACCCAGAAAUUCUUGAAGGUGUUGAAGAUCUUAUACAGCUUAGUUAUCUGAAUGAACCAUCUGUUCUUCAUAAUCUUCAGAGAAGAUAUUCUCAGGAUAUGAUUUAUAGUAAAGCAGGCCCAGUUUUGGUUGCAGUCAAUCCGUUCAAAAAUGUCCAUAUAUAUGGAAAUGAUUUUAUUACAGCUUAUAGGCAGAAAGCCAUUGACAGCCCUCAUGUUUAUGCUAUAGCAGACACGGCUUACAAUGAAAUGAUGAGAGAUGGAGUGAAUCAGUCCAUAAUCAUCAGUGGGGAAAGUGGAGCAGGGAAAACUGAGACAGCUAAAUUUGCUAUGCAGUAUUUAGCUGCUCUGGGUGGUGGUAGUUGUGGGAUAGAAUAUGAAAUUCUUAUGACAAAUUGUAUACUUGAAGCAUUUGGAAAUGCAAAGACAUCGAGAAAUGACAACUCUAGUCGAUUUGGGAAAUUGAUUGAAAUUCAUUUUAGCACAUCGGGAAAGAUUUGUGGUGCUCAAAUCCAAACCUUUCUGCUAGAGAAGUCGAGAGUGGUUCAGCUGUCAAAUGGUGAAAGAUCAUAUCAUAUCUUCUAUCAACUUUGCGCUGGUGCUUCAUCAAUUCUUAAAGAGAGAUUGAAGCUUAAAAAGGCUAGUGAGUACAACUAUCUUAACCAGGGUGAUUGCUUGGCAAUUGAUGGUGUUGAUGAUGCUCAAAAAUUUCACAAGCUUAUGGAAGCCUUUGACAUUGUGCAAAUUUGCAAAGAAGAUCAAGAGCAUGCUUUUGAGAUGCUUGCUGCGGUGUUGUGGCUCGGAAAUAUAUCAUUUAAUGUGAUUGACAAUGAAAAUCAUGUGGAGGUGUUAGCUGAUGAAGCUGUAACCAAUUCUGCCACGUUGAUGGGCUGCAGUGUUCAGGAGCUAAUGCUAGCUUUAUCUACCCAUUACAUCCAAGCUGGCAAAGAUAGUAUUGCCAAGACCUUGACAUUGCGGCAGGCAGUUGACACAAGGGAUGCAUUGGCUAAAUUUAUAUAUGCAAGCUUGUUUGAUUGGCUCGUGGAACAGAUCAAUAAGUCACUUGAAGUGGGCAAACAGUGUACAGGGAGAUCCAUAAGCAUCCUUGAUAUUUAUGGGUUUGAAUCAUUCAAGAAAAAUAGCUUCGAACAGUUUUGUAUAAAUUAUGCAAAUGAGAGACUGCAGCAGCACUUCAAUCGACAUUUAUUUAAACUUGAACAGGAGGAUUAUGAAUUGGAUGGAAUUGAUUGGACCAAAGUUGAUUUUGAAGAUCAAGAGUGUUUGGAUCUAUUUGAGAAGGUAAUUCAGUGGUUUACUCUUCUCUGCCUUCUCAGUACUUUUCUGUAUUUGUUUGACAGAGUUAUUAUGGUAUAUUAUCUGCAAUAUUCAAGACUUCUAACCAUGUAGGGUUUUGAACUUCUUUUGACUCUAUAUAUCUCAAUUUAUUAACAGGUUCUGUAUGAUACAAAUGGCUUUCUGGAGAAGAACCGAGAUCCACUGAACUCUGGCGUCAUCCGUCUCCUAACGUCAUGCAAUUGCCAGUUAUCACAACUGUUUGCCAGCAAAAUGCUUAAGCAAUCCCAGAAACCAGCAAAUAUGUCAGACUCUCCAAAUCGAAGUGUUGGUACAAAGUUUAAGGGCCAACUCUUCAAGUUAAUGAACCAGUUGGAGACCACUACUCCUCACUUCAUUCGCUGUAUAAAGCCAAACACCAAGCAGCUUCCUGACACGUAUGAAGAGGACCUCGUCUUACAACAGCUUAGAUGUUGCGGCAUACUGGAGGUUGUCAGAAUCUCAAGAUCAGGAUACCCUACUAGAAUGACACACCAAGAGUUUGCAGGAAGGUACGGAUUCCUACUUGGGGAGAAUAGUGUAUCUCAGGAUCCUUUAAGUAUGUCAGUUGCCAUUCUGCAAGAAUUUAAUGUCCCCCCUGAAAUGUACCAAGUUGGUUAUACAAAGUUGUAUCUCCGAACAGGGCAGAUUGGUGCGUUGGAGUAUAGGAGGAAACAAGGUCUGGAUGGCAUAGUUGGGAUUCAAAAAUGCUUCCGUGGUCACCAUGCCCGUAAUUAUUUCUAUGAACUCAAGAAAGGAGCAACAACACUACAAUCAUUUAUCCGAGGUGAAAAUGCCCGAAGAAAAUGGAAAAUUGACGCCAAGAUGCUUCCAGCUGCUUCCCCUCAAAUGCUUGAUGAACAGCUGACAGCAAUCAUAUUUUUGCAGUCUGUUAUUCGUGGCUGGUUGGUUCGGAGAAAUAUAACUAAGAUGCAUCAUUCGAAGCAGUUAAUCAGUGAGAAUGUAAAACCAAAGUCUAAGCCAGGCAGGAGGAUAUCAGAUGUCAAGGACAUACCCCAAGAGCGGGACAAGGUUCCAUCUUCAAUUGUAGCUGAGCUUCAAAUGCGGGUGCUUAAAGCGGAAGCAACUUUGGGAGAAAAGGAAGAGGAAAACUGUGCGUUGCGAGAGCAACUGCAACAAUUUGAGACAAGAUGGUCAGAAUAUGAGGCAAAGAUGAAAUCAAUGGAGGAGAUGUGGCAAAAGCAGAUGUCAUCUUUGCAAAUGAGUCUAGCUGCUGCCAGAAAGAGUCUUGCUGCGGACAACACUGCAGGUCAACCCGGAAAACUAGAGACCUCAUCUCCUUACUGUUACGAUUCUGAAGAUCUUGGGGCAACUCCUGGGGGAAGCACACCACAGAACUUCUGUAAUGCCAUUCUUGAUGCUAGAGCAGUGAGGGAGAGUAAUGGUAGUAUGAAUGCGGUUAACCAUCUGGCAAAGGAAUUUGAUAUGCGGAGACAAAUAUUUGAUGAUGAUGCAAAGUCCCUAGGUGGGGUAAAAACAGCACAUUCAGGGCCCAUCAUGAACCCUGAUGAAGAACUUAGGAAGUUGAAACUGAGAUUUGAGGUAUGGAAGAAAGAUUACAAGACAAGAUUGAGGGAGACAAAGGCAAGAAUCCAUAAACUCGGGCAUCAAGAAGGUGAUAGAAGCCGUAGGAAGUGGUGGGAGAAGAUAAGCUCAAGAGCAUAGUGUUUCCAUAUAGCUGAUAAUUUCUGUGUUAGACAAAGAUGGGGCUUCUAUCAUGUGAGAAAUGUCAAGUGGGUGAAAAUCUAUCUUGUGUAUCUACCAUUUUUCACUUUUUGGUGGGUGGACUCAUGUGCAUAGCUAAAUAGGGAUAUUCUUAGUUAGAGAUUCCAGGUCCUCUAGGUUGUGUAUAUUCUGCUAUCAAAUGUAAUGUCAGGACACCAAAUAUGAAUGAAAGAUGUUCAUAUUGCUAAAA
This is a messenger RNA of Carica papaya (papaya), 4272 nucleotides long. The record is from RefSeq and is a predicted model, not a curated record. NCBI's taxonomy places the organism in Eukaryota, Viridiplantae, Streptophyta, Magnoliopsida, Brassicales, Caricaceae.